Branchiostoma belcheri (Belcher's lancelet) is the source of this 2936-nucleotide messenger RNA. RefSeq names its product kelch-like protein 18. The coding region runs from base 34 to 1911 and encodes 625 amino acids. The record is from RefSeq and is a predicted model, not a curated record. The transcript has a single exon. Gene Ontology annotation, molecular function: protein binding. NCBI's taxonomy places the organism in Eukaryota, Metazoa, Chordata, Leptocardii, Amphioxiformes, Branchiostomatidae.
UCUCAGUGCUCAGAGACUACAUCAAAAGUAAAGAUGGCAGCUGCUAGACGCAGACAUCUCAACUCGGAACUGGACUCGAACUUCGGCACACCUGAGCAAGAAGAAGAGGAUGACGAGGAACGUUACUACACCAACGAGAACCACGGAUCCUCCCUGACCAAGGGACUGAUGCAGCUCUACAAAAACGGGCAACUUUGCGACGUGACGCUGGACGUACAGGGACAGAGAUUCCCCUGCCAUCGUAACGUCCUGGCCGCUUCCGUGCCGUACUUCUAUGCAAUGUUCACGUCUGGGUUAAGAGAGACAAACCAGGGGGACGUACCUCUCCAUGGAGUGACUGCACCAGCUAUAGCACACAUCCUGGAGUAUGUGUACUCAGGGAAGGUGUGUUUAUCUACUGCUAAUACAUUAGACAUUCUGAGCGCAGCAAAUCUGUUCCAAAUGCCGGAACUUUGCCAUGCCUGUUGCCUGUAUAUUUCACAGCAUCUCACCACGGAGUCGUGUCUGGACGUGUUCAUACUGGCGAAGCUGUACGAAUAUACUGAUCUUCGAGACAGUGCCUUGAUAUUUAUCGGGGAGUAUUUCUUAGAUAUUUCCAGCUCUGAUAGUUUCUUGUCUCUCCCCACUAAAGCCGUUGUGGACAUACUCAGCUCUAAUGGUCUGUGGGUCUUACAAGAGGAGCAGGUACUCGAGGCUGCCUUAAGGUGGCUUAAACACCUUAAGGAAAGAGAAGACGUCGCAUUUGAAGUCCUUAAGAACAUUAGAUAUCCUCUUUUGCAGCCAGAGUUUCUUGCUAACCUGGUGCAGAGUGAGGAAAUAUUCUAUAGUUCAACAGAACUAGAACGGAUAGUCAAGACUAUACUUCGUAGCCGUGAAAACCACGCCGAUGCUAUUCCAAUGGUCUGUUACCAUGGCGACGAUGACGUCAUGCCGAACGCUACCCCCCGCGAAGGCAUGCAGGACAGGGAGAUGAUAGUGUUCGUGGGUUCCGACCACGUUCCGCAUAACUGUUUCGAGCCCGAAGACCGCCGUGCGUACGCCAUUUCCCCGCCCCCGGCCGCUGAGACAUCGCACCCGGCCUGCGUGUCAACCUCAGACGGGGUGAUAUUCUGGGGAGGCGGCGUGUCUGGCUAUACUGACGUCCGCAGUGAAAUGUUCAGGUACAACCCCGACACAAACCGUUGGGACAGCUGCGCUCACAUGCAAACUCCCAGACAGUGUUUCUCUCUGUCAGAGGUUGGCGGGAAACUCUAUGCCUCAGGUGGGUUGGGGCCGUACAGUCCGGAACUCCGCGCCUGUAAGGUGUUAAACACCGUGGAAUGUUACGACAUCGCGCGCGAUUCGUGGACGUUCGUCGCCUCGAUGCCUAAGACCGUCUCGGACCACAGUUCGGUGUCUCUCGCCGGAGUUGUGUGUGUUCUAGGCGGUGAGAUACCCGGCGCGGGAAGCACGAACGCCGUGAUGGCCUACAGUCCCGACAACGACGCCUGGCGAGAGUGGCCGCCCAUGUACGAGCGGCGCCAGCUUCCUUGUUCAACCGUAAUAAACAACCGCAUCUACGUAGCGGGAGGAUACCUUCAUCUUUACAAGGGCCUCUCUUCUAUCGAAGUUUUCAACCCUGACGUUCAGCAAUGGCAUAUCAUCCGAGGGGAAGAAAAUCCCAUCGCUCAACACAUCGACGGCAUUCUGACCGUCAACGAUCACAUCUACCUGUGUGCAGACCGUAGAGUCACGGGCCGUAGAGAGUUCACCAACAUCUACCUGUACAGCUACAACGUUUUCGACAAGGUGCUGGUGGUUGAAAAAGGAGAGUUGGAGAGAGACAUACAGAGGAGCUCAUCGAUAGCAGUCAACGCAAUGUUGAACCCUCUAAAGCUGAAACUGUUUGCGCGAAACCAAACUCAACUCUAACAACACAUGAAAACAAGCACCUGUUACCGAGAUGACUUAAGCUAGAAUGUGGUAUGGAUUUGCAUCAAAUGCUACCAGUGUACGUUCAUUCAAAAUCAGUAGCCAUGAACAUUGUGACCUAAGCACCUGACAAUGUAAACAGUAGAGAAGAUUUUUCGGAUAACAAGACAGAGUCUAUAAACUGUAUUUAUACAUUUAUUGGUGGAUAUUCCUACAUUUUGUCGUAGAGUAAUACAGAUGUUGCACACAGCUGACGCGCUACGUAGAAGACGUUAGUAUAGAGUUAGAUUUCGUCCUUGUCCAAUUCAGUAUAGUAAAGUAGGCUUCAGCAUACUAGCAAUAACAGCAAAAUCAGAUCAAACUGCAAGCUAGAGAUGAAAGGUAUAUGAUCUGUUGGUAAGACGGCUCUGUUCUGUUUGAAUCUAAGCAUUGGUGACGUGUUAAGAAUGUCGGCUCAACUGUGUAUUGUGUUAUUCUACUUUAACGAGUCUGCCAUGAGCACGACGCACAACAUACUUUCCAGGUCACCUAUAUGGCAUUAUAUGAAUGAUUAUUUACAUUCUAGUUUCUGUAAGAAUACAACAGUACAAGAUAUCUUUCAAAGUUAAUCAUAUUGUUCAAAUAUAUAUGGUACGGAUACAUGUACACAGAAAUAUGUAGAUUUUUGCUAUGCUCGUAUAAUGGUCAAUUUAGAAUUAAAUCUUUAGUUUGUGAAUUGGUUUAUUGAAUUCUUGGAUUUUUCGUCCAUCAUAAGUACUGUGGUGGAAUUAGCAUGAAAGUUAAUCUGAGUUGGUGAAAAUUGUGAAAAUUAUUAUCACACUUUCGACAAGUAAUGUAACGUUAUGUAUUGCCAGUCUUCAAACUGAAAGAUAUGAAAACGUCUAUCAGAAACCAACACGUGUGUAUUGGAACACCCUUAUCAUGUAUGUGCAUGCAACUGACAUCAUACGCCUGCUGCCAACCACGCAAUCGUGACGCCCCAAAAUAAGAAUGUACGACAAAAUGUUCGACUGACAUAUGUAUAA